ACUUCAUGCAUCACACCUAUUAUUAGCAAUAUGUGUAAAAGAAAAGGAGGUAGAUUCAGCAAAAAUGAAUUGUUAUGAAGAUGAAGGGGUUAUGAUUUUUAGGAAUGGUGAAUAUAAUCCACACGAAAUUAAUUACUUUAAAAUAUUAUAUACAUAUGACGAGAUGUUGAUAAUCGGGGGAAGAAAUAAACUAUAUAACAUUAACGUUAAACUGCUAGAGGAAGAUGUGAUUGAAUGGAGAUCGGAAGAAAAAAAUCAAUAUGUAUGCAUACAGAAUCAUAAUCCAGCAGACGAAUGCCAUAAUUAUUUGAGGGUAUUUGUUGAAGUAACACUCGAAAUCUUUUUGAUAUGCGGAACAAAUGCUUAUGAUCCAACAUGCAGAGAAUACUUAAUUAGUAAUGGAGAGAAAAAAGUAACUGAAGAAUUUUCUGCUAGAGGAAUAUGUCCAUAUAGUCCACAUUUUAAUGUUACUUCAUUAGAAGCAAAUGGGUUAUUUACAGCUACUUAUGAGUGGGAUUAUGGUCCUUAUCCAAUAAUAUCUAAAAAAACACUUCAACCGAAUAUUCAAAUAAGAACGCCACAUAAACAUUUAAGUCACUUAAGUGAAAGGUUCAAAAAUGCCAUAUCUAAAUAA
This is a messenger RNA of Centruroides sculpturatus (bark scorpion), 634 nucleotides long. Its product is annotated as semaphorin-1A-like. Bases 65 to 634 code for a protein of 189 amino acids. Gene Ontology annotation, biological process: neural crest cell migration; positive regulation of cell migration; axon guidance. NCBI's taxonomy places the organism in Eukaryota, Metazoa, Arthropoda, Arachnida, Scorpiones, Buthidae. The transcript is spliced from 8 exons. The record is from RefSeq and is a predicted model, not a curated record. Gene Ontology annotation, molecular function: semaphorin receptor binding; chemorepellent activity.